This is a messenger RNA of Solanum verrucosum, 837 nucleotides long. RefSeq names its product nudix hydrolase 2-like. Bases 1 to 837 code for a protein of 278 amino acids. The transcript has 8 exons. Gene Ontology annotation, molecular function: NAD binding; NADH pyrophosphatase activity; ADP-ribose diphosphatase activity. NCBI's taxonomy places the organism in Eukaryota, Viridiplantae, Streptophyta, Magnoliopsida, Solanales, Solanaceae. The record is from RefSeq and is a predicted model, not a curated record.
AUGGAGAAAAUGUUGGUCCAAAUCAAUGGUGUUAAUAAGAUUCAUGAGCUUCUUCCGGCGAUUAACGAUGAACAUGGAGGUGUAAUUGUGCAAGUUGAGAGUCCUAUGGAACCUAAUGUCUUUCAUGACAUGCUUAAACAUUCGAUAACAAAGUGGAAGAUGCAGGGAAAGAAGGGUGUAUGGAUUAAAAUCCCUAUUGAACUUGCAAAUUUGGUUGAGAUUGCAGUUAAGGAAGGGUUUCGGUACCAUCAUGCAGAACCUGAUUACUUGAUGCUUGUGCAUUGGAUUGCUGAUAGUGAGAGUACUAUACCUGCAAAUGCCUCACACAAAGUCAGCAUUGGUGCUAUUGUCCUCAAUCACAAAAGAGAGUUGCUUGUUGUGCAAGAGAAUAUUGGCAGAUUAAAAGGAAGUGGUAUAUGGAAGAUCCCUACCGGUACUCUUGAGGAGGGUGAGAGUAUAUUUGAAGGUGCAAUAAGGGAGCUAAAAGAAGAAACUGGAAUUGACACGGAAUUUAUGGAAGUGCUUGCAUUCAGGCAAAUACCCAAGUCAUUUUUUAACAAGUCAGACUUAUUCUUCCUUUGCAUGAUGCGUCCAUUAUCAUUUCACAUCCAAAAGCAAGACUUAGAAAUUGAGGCCGCUCAGUGGAUGGCAUUCGAAGAGUAUGCUAAUCAACCUUUAAUUCAAAAAGAUGGUCUUUCAAAGUACAUUAGAGAUUUAUGUUUAGCAAAAUCAGAAGGAGAUUACCAAGGAUUUACUCCAAUGACAAUAACAUCAUCAGUCAUUGAUGAUCAUAUUAGCUCCCUCUAUUUUCUUAAGGAUGCUCUUCACCAAGAUUAA